AGUGGCCCAUUUACAGACCUGCCGUUUUCCAGUGAAUUUGACCCACUAAGAUUCUUAGAGUGGGGAAAGCAGGAAGCAAGGAGGCUGUAAGCGCGUAUUAGGGGCUGCGACUCUGCAGUGUUGCACAGUGCAGCUGGAGCACGACUCGCUGUACUGCUUCGGCUCAGCGGGAGACUCAAACCUGAAACCAAGCCAAGAAGCCGGGAGGAGGUGUGAAGCAGGAGUGAUUGUUUUGUGGUGCUUACUGCGCUGUUACAUUCUGUUAUGGAUGUGCACUGGGUUAGUCACGUUGUGUCCUGGUCACUCCUGAACGCUUCGCCCUUGGUGUCAUAGUGUAAGGUGGCCAGUUAAUCUGAAGGCAUCUUUGUGGACAGGACACUUAGAGGGCCAAACAAUGGAAUGCUCUCUCUUGCCUACACUGCUUAGCACUCUACAGACUGAGGUUAAACGGCUUAGUUAGCAGUGUGCCUCUCCCCCAAGAACUCUUUUAGCCUGGGGAAAGUUGGGAGAAAAAACGGGCGAAGGAGAAUUUCCUUUAUAGUACAGCACCUUACUCCAGUUCUUUGUAGUUGCUUGCUUGGGAUUCAUUUGGAAGCUUUGCGUGAACAAAAGCCAAAAUGGAUUUGGAACCGUACCUGUGGAUGGUCGUGCUUGGCUUCAUUAUAGCCUUCAUCCUGGCAUUUUCAGUGGGGGCCAAUGAUGUGGCAAACUCGUUUGGGACGGCGGUCGGGUCAGGGGUGGUGACACUACGUCAGGCCUGCAUCCUGGCUUCCAUAUUUGAGACCCUUGGCUCCAUACUUCUCGGUGCCAAGGUCGGGGAAACCAUUCGGAAGGGAAUUAUAGAUGUCAGUUUAUACAAUGACACAGUGCCGAUACUGAUGGCGGGAGAGGUCAGCGCCAUGGUCGGGUCUGCGGUUUGGCAGCUCAUUGCCUCUUUUCUGAAGUUGCCCAUUUCUGGAACUCAUUGCAUUGUGGGAUCUACUAUUGGCUUCUCCAUGGUUGCUAUUGGCACUAAAGGAGUGCAGUGGAUGCAGUUAGUCAAAAUUGUUGCCUCAUGGUUCAUCUCCCCUCUGCUGUCUGGUCUCAUGUCUGGUCUGCUUUUCUUCAUCAUCAGAUAUUUCAUUCUUAACAAGGAUGACCCUGUUCCCAAUGGUCUCCGUGCUUUGCCCCUCUUCUAUGCGUCAACCAUCGGAAUAAACACAUUCUCCAUCAUGUACACUGGAGCUCCCUUACUGGGCUUGGAGAUGCUCCCCGUCUGGGCUAUUGCCCUCAUUACCUUGGCUGGUGCUCUGGUAUGUGCCGGUCUGGUCUGGAUUUUGGUUUGCCCCUGGAUGAGAAGGAAAAUAGCAAGUCGGCUGAAGAAAGAGCAUGCUCUUUCCCGCAUCUCUGAUGAGAGUUUGGAUAAAAUCCCUGAGGAGGAAGAGGAAGCCCCCGUGUUUAAAGAGCUUCCAGGUGCAAAAAGCAGCAACGAUGCUGUGCUGCCCCUGACAGAGGAGUCCACAGGAGAGCUGAACAGCCUGGCUAAUGGAGGCACCGUCCUGCCCAACGGCAGAGUGUAUGGUCGCACUAACUCCAUGACCAACGGCUGCCUUAAGUCACCCGUGUCCAAUGGGGGCUUCAGCUUUGACGGACACAUGCGCAGUGACGGCCAGGUCUAUCACACCGUUCACAAGGAUUCUGGUCUCUACAAGGACCUACUACACAAGAUCCACCUGGGCCGCCUGGAAGACGAGCGCAGCAGCUCACGUCCCGACAACAGCUACCGUCACCUCCGCCGCAACAACAGCUAUACAUGUUACACAGCAGCCAUCUGUGGCAUGCCGGUGCAGCCCCUGAUGCGGUCGGAGUCCAGCGCCCCUCCUCCAGAGGACAGCGAGAAGCUAGUGGGCGACACUGUCUUCUAUUCAAAGAAGCGAUUGCGCUAUGACAGCUAUUCCAGCUACUGUAACGCGGUUGCAGAGGCUGAGAUUGAAGCGGAUGAAGGUGACGUGGAUGUGAAGUUGGCAGUAGAUCAAAGGGAGCCCCGGGCCCCUGCUGAAGCGGUGCUGGAGGACUGCGUUGAUGAGGACAAGGAGGAGAAGGACAAGCCGCAAGUCUUCCUGCUCUUCCACUUCCUGCAAAUCCUCACCGCCUGUUUCGGAUCGUUUGCGCAUGGUGGGAAUGAUGUCAGUAAUGCAAUUGGUCCUUUGGUGGCCCUGUGGAUGAUUUACGACCAGGGUGGGGUGAUGCAGGAUGCGGCCACACCGGUCUGGCUGCUAUUAUAUGGCGGCAUCGGAAUCUGUGCUGGACUGUGGGUUUGGGGUCGACGUGUCAUUCAAACGAUGGGCAAAGACCUCACACCCAUCACCCCCUCCAGCAAGUGGAAAAUUGUAGAAGUGGAGGACUGGUUUCUGGUGGAAAAACUGCCAGAUCUGAAACUUUCAACUUGGUCCUACACCAGUGCUGAGGUGUAAUUGUAGACUACAGAAAUGGAGCAUGUGCUUUGGCAGCAGGGUUAUAACAGUUUAUCUGAUAUUGAAAUCUUGCUAGAUUAGUUCAGUUUAUCGGCUUUUCUCCUCUCUCGUUUGGGUGCUUGCCCUCAAUCCCCGUUUGUAUUACCACCACAAAUCGGGUUAAAUAUCACCGUAGAAUGACCUUAAUUUUAAAUUUUAGCACACUUUAGAAUAAAGGCAGUUUAUAGAGACCGGUCACUGUUUUGCACUCUCAGCUCAGAACUGCCUGGGUUUGCUAAAUUUAGCAAGACACUUGUGCACAUGGCCUCAGCGACCUUGCGUUCUCUUAGUAACAAGACAAACUGUCAAAAACAAAUGAGCUUGAGUUGAUAAACAGAACAAAGGCUUUCCACCCUAUAAAAAGAACUCUCGUCAUUUGUUCUGAGAAAGCAAGCUGCAGAUCAUUUUUUUUAGGGAUGCUUGUUAGGAAAUCAUGAUUACUAAACACUGAUACACUGAAGGUAACUGGACACAACUCAAAAAUCCAAAACCAAAAUUAUUUUAAAUGAGCCUUUGAAAUAACCAAGCAAAUGAUUUUAGUGUGAUAUGUUUCUGUUGAUGUCUAAGCUCCAAAAUUGUAUAAUUCUUUUUAAAUAUUAAACUUAUAUUGAAAUUAUUAUAAUAGUGAAUUAUUGUUUAUCAAUGUGAAUCUCACCCCACACAGACUUUUAAGUGGGAACAUGACUUUUUUUUUUACUGUCAAUAAUUAAUUCAUCAUCACAUGUGAUGUACUUUCUCUAGAUUCUAUUAAACCUGGCACAGUUUGUUUUCCUUAUAAUGUAUAUGUAAAUAGAUGGUAAAGUAACAGAUGCAGUUGAAGUUGUGCAAAAAAUCUUAUUGGCUUACAUUGAACUAUAACUACCCAGAACAAUGUAUUAUA
This is a messenger RNA of Sinocyclocheilus grahami, 3372 nucleotides long. RefSeq names its product sodium-dependent phosphate transporter 2-like. The transcript has 10 exons. Gene Ontology annotation, cellular component: membrane. The record is from RefSeq and is a predicted model, not a curated record. NCBI's taxonomy places the organism in Eukaryota, Metazoa, Chordata, Actinopteri, Cypriniformes, Cyprinidae. The coding region runs from base 618 to 2453 and encodes 611 amino acids. Gene Ontology annotation, molecular function: phosphate transmembrane transporter activity. Gene Ontology annotation, biological process: phosphate ion transmembrane transport.